GCCGCAUUAUCUUUCGACGUUCAUGGGACGCGUGCAGCGGUCCGAGCAUGUCUUCGCAUACCCGUGGGAGGUCGUGUCUGCCGCGUUCUGGCGAAAGUAUCCCCAUCCCAUGCUCCCGCAUGUGGAGAAGAUGGAGGUGAUCUCCCGCUUCCUCGACGAGCAAGGGUGUCUCCACACGGCGCGCUUGGGCAAGUGCACUCCCGCCAAUGUCCCGUCAUGGGUAACGAGGGUCCUGGGGACGCAUUACUCGUACGUGUACGAGGAAUCCGUGUGCGAUCCCGUGGACAAGACGCUUCGCCUUCAAUCCGCCAAUUUGUCCUUUCGGUCCCUUGCUGUCGUUGACGAAAUCUGCUCCUACUCCGCUCCUCCAAGGUUAAGCUCUUCCGCUCCGACAACACUCUACACCCAGACCUCUCGUGUUCGAGCAUUUUUCCCGUUCGUCUCCCGAGCGUUCGAAGAGUAUUGGGUCGAGCGCGGCACUGAAGCUGCACACCAGGGAAUCUCAGCGAUGGAAGACCUGUGCUCCGAACAGUGCCAUACACCACGAUAAUACUUAAAACGAGCCCGAGUUGUUACUGCGUCCUCCCGACGAUAGACAAGACCGCGGUCCCGACAGCGACGACGUGGAUUUGGACGACGACGGCGGCGGUGCUGCUGCAUAUUCCCUGGCCGCUGCCACGAUUUGCUUGCUUCGUUCAGCGCCGCAUGUCGACGCAGCUGGACGCGGCGCCGAAUCUCUUCUUCCUCGCGCUGCCGAAGCAAUUCGGCUUUUUCCGCGUGUUUGAAUUCUUGCUGAAGGAUCGCGAGUUUGCCCUUGUGUUUCUCGGGAUCGAUGACGCGGCCAGCCUUGUCGAUCAUGCCCACGUCAUACAAGUGGUGCUGUAGCUUGCGGUUCUCGAAAAAGUGGCGCAGGUUGUGGUCCGCCAGUGCAUUGUACUCUGGCAGCUUUUGGUUGUGCGUGUUACUGUCGAAACCUUGCUCGCGCCGCUUCAUUUCGUUGUGUCGUGAUCAGGGCGCCAGAGUCAGAGUGCGAAGGGCAGUGUCAAGGUGGCUAAAUAUACCUUCCAAUCCCUUGG
Messenger RNA from Aphanomyces invadans, 1076 nucleotides. RefSeq lists its product as hypothetical. The record is from RefSeq and is a predicted model, not a curated record. The transcript has 2 exons. NCBI's taxonomy places the organism in Eukaryota, Oomycota, Saprolegniomycetes, Saprolegniales, Verrucalvaceae. Gene Ontology annotation, molecular function: phosphatidic acid transfer activity. Gene Ontology annotation, biological process: phospholipid transport. The coding region runs from base 23 to 550 and encodes 175 amino acids. Gene Ontology annotation, cellular component: mitochondrial intermembrane space.